Messenger RNA from Cyphellophora europaea CBS 101466, 1350 nucleotides. RefSeq lists its product as uncharacterized. Bases 1 to 1350 code for a protein of 449 amino acids. The transcript has 5 exons. Gene Ontology annotation, biological process: intracellular protein transport; vesicle-mediated transport. Gene Ontology annotation, cellular component: clathrin adaptor complex; clathrin-coated vesicle. NCBI's taxonomy places the organism in Eukaryota, Fungi, Ascomycota, Eurotiomycetes, Chaetothyriales, Cyphellophoraceae. Gene Ontology annotation, molecular function: clathrin-cargo adaptor activity. The record is from RefSeq and is a predicted model, not a curated record.
AUGGCGUCCGCCCUCUUUUUCCUCGACCUCAAGGGCAAGACCCUACUCGCCCGCAACUACAGGGGCGACAUUCCCAUGUCCGCCGUCGAGAAGUUUCCCGUCCUCCUCGCCGAAGCCGAAGAAGAGUCCUCCGCAGUACCACCAUGUUUCUCAGACGAAGGCAUUAACUACCUGUACAUCCGCCAUUCCAACCUCUACCUGCUCGCCCUCACUAAACGCAACACCAAUGCCGCCGAGAUCCUCCUGUUCCUCCACAAGAUCGUCGAGGUCUUCACAGAAUACUUCAAGGAGCUGGAAGAGGAGUCGAUACGAGACAACUUCGUUAUCAUCUACGAGUUGCUGGACGAAAUGAUGGACUUCGGCUAUCCUCAGACCACAGAAUCCAAGAUUCUGCAGGAGUAUAUUACGCAGGAGUCGCAUAAGCUGGAGAUCCAGGCGCGGCCACCAAUUGCUGUUACGAACGCCGUAUCGUGGAGAAGCGAGGGUAUCCGGUACCGCAAAAAUGAGGUCUUUCUCGACGUCGUGGAGUCUCUCAAUCUGCUCGUGUCUGCGUCAGGUAACGUGCUGCGGUCUGAGAUCCUCGGUGCCGUCAAGAUGAAGUGCUACUUGUCCGGUAUGCCUGAGUUGCGGCUUGGCCUGAAUGACAAAGCCAUGUUUGAAACUACUGGCCGUGCUACAAGAGGUAAAGCCGUUGAGAUGGAGGAUGUCAAAUUUCAUCAGUGCGUGCGGUUAUCACGAUUCGAAAACGACCGGACCAUUUCAUUCAUCCCGCCUGAUGGCGAGUUUGAACUCAUGUCUUACCGAUUAAACACCGCUGUGAAACCACUCAUCUGGGUAGAGGCAGUGGUCGAGAACCAUAGCGGCAGCCGCGUCGAAUAUAUGCUCAAAGCAAAAGCGCAAUUCAAGCGUCGAUCGACAGCCAACAAUGUCGAGAUCAUCAUACCCGUACCCGAAGACGCCGACUCGCCCCGUUUCCGCACCAAUAUCGGCUCUGUGCACUACGCACCCGAAAAGUCCGCUAUCGUCUGGAAGAUAAAGCAGUUCGGUGGCAACAAGGAGUUCCUCAUGCGCGCCGAGCUAGGUCUACCCAGCGUAAAAGGUGACGACGAGCGCGGUGGUGGCAUGACUGGUGGAUUCGGCGGCAGCAUGGGUGGGAUUGGCGGUGAGGGCCGAGGGAAGCGGCCGAUCAACGUCAAAUUCGAGAUCCCUUAUUUUACGACGUCGGGUAUCCAGGUGCGCUACCUCAAAAUCAUCGAGCCGAAGCUGCAGUAUCCCAGUCUGCCCUGGGUGCGAUACAUCACUCAGUCCGGCGACAUUGCCGUACGGUUACCGGAGACGACAAACGCAUAA